Molecule: messenger RNA, 2826 nt
Organism: Boeremia exigua
Lineage: Eukaryota; Fungi; Ascomycota; Dothideomycetes; Pleosporales; Didymellaceae
Product: Sec39 domain-containing protein
Exons: 2
Coding region: 1-2826 (941 amino acids)
Biological process (GO): retrograde vesicle-mediated transport, Golgi to endoplasmic reticulum
Source: RefSeq, a predicted model, not a curated record
AUGUCCGUCCUUCAGAGACUGCAGAAGCUCUCAGAGUUGCAGUGCCUGCUCCUUGCUGUCCAAUAUGCCACCGAAUCGAACAUUGACGCUCUGCGAGCAUUGACGGCAUUGCGCGAAUCUGAAUUACCACUGGGGCUUGUGUUGAAUAUCCUUCUUACAUUUUUGCCAGAAGGUACGGAACCUACGACAUAUUUGCAGUAUCUAAACGAGCUUGCGACCGACGCACGGCAUCCUGGCGACGACCCCGCUGCCCAUCUAGAUAUUACCGCAGUUGAGGCACUAUCGAAAUCGCAAGCGAAGAGGAGAAGGAAAGGAAUAGAGCUUUUGCCGCUUGCGCAUAUCCAGUACGAUGCAGAGCUCGACCUCGACCCGUUCAGCCAGUUCCUCAUUCACCGCGCGCAUCGCAUCGAUUCCCAGACCGGUCUGCUCGAUCUCGUCCCACAACUCAUCGUCCCCUUCCUGAACCACUCCGAGUACCUUCGAACAUGGUUCAUUUCGACCGUCUUACCGCUCCUCCGCAUAAGUUACGAAUACUACCCCCAAGGCGCUGCUUUGUCACUUGACGAAUUCGCCAGCUUGAGGGGGGCUCGGGCGUUGGACUUCAAUCUCUCGAAUCUUCGCGCAGCGAGGAAAGCCGGAGCAGACACAGAAAACGCGGCACGCGACUUGAAGGGCAUAGUGUCACCAUGGAUAUGCGGCGCAAACGAUCGCAAGAGGCGCAAGAUUUCAGGCGAGACCCGUAGGCCUUCGAUAGCAGAAGAGUCAACACAAGAGUCAAGCGACUGGGAUACUCUGUUUCACUGGCUCCUGCGUACUUCGAAGGAAGAUCUUUACCUAGUCACUGCGGCGAUAUCGGAAUGGGACGGACCUGAAGAUAUGGAUCUAGGGGGUUUCGAAGAAGGUCGUGACUAUGUGGAUGAGGAAACGCAACGCCGUCUGGAGAUGAAGUAUGCACAAACAGCGCUAUCAUGCCUAUAUCUGGUCGAUGGGAGCGAUAUUGGCGUACUUCAAACGGCGCAUGCCCUGCUCACACGCAUAUGCGAUCUUCUCCACUGCGAACCACCGCCGAAUCUCAACAUCGGCGUCGAAGCGCUUCCAUCAUAUGACCUCACAAACCCGAUAUUACAAGACGCGACCUCUUCUUUGAUCCAAGAAGACCGACUUCUAGCCUCUGACAACAGCAUCACAAGACCAGAGCAAGCCACCUUCCGCAUCGUUGAGCUGGUCCUCUUCUCAGCGUGCGUCUUAUCGAGCCUCCAAUACCCCAUCUCCCCACGAACGGUCGCAAAGAUGUCACUGAGGGACGAUUACUCUGACCAGUAUUCGCUCCUACAGAAGGUGCUCCAUACUCUGAGCAGUGGUUCGAAGAAAGACAGCGAUCAAUGGCGGACCAUCAGAUCGAAACUGCUGUGGCUGUGGAACUGGGGGACAGAUGCUCACGACAACGACCGCAAUGGACAAGGCAUCUUGGGUAUGCUCGAGAAGACAACAAUCGAGACUGAGAUCCUGAAAUCUCUCAUCGAGGGCAGUCACUAUCCGCUCGCGGUUCAGAUCUACGUCAAGCCAGCUUUCGGCGAACACCCUCUUCUGCAAUCUGAAGUUGAGAAGGUCGUCUUAUCAGCUGCUCUGAAUCACUACGACAAUGCCAGCAAUGGAAACCGCAACAGAGGUGGUAUGAAACGCUGCGCGGAGAUUGUUGCUGCCUUCGCACCUCAUUUCUCCAAGUCUCCACGCUUCCAAAGGACCCAAGCUUUGCUUUCAGCGACCCACGCAAUGUCUUUCUACUCUUUGAUACUUCAACAUGGAGUUCCGUUCCAGCCAGUGAGCAUAAGAGUCAGCUCGGAUCCUUUGUCGCUCAUACAAAAGCUGCUGUUGCAGAACCUCGGCAGCUAUACCAAGCUGGACGAUCUGAUAUCCAUAGGACGCAAUCUGGUAGUAUCGAGACCAUCGUCGAUCAUGGAUGACACCAAGGACGCUGAUCAGCUCGAUGCGACAACAGUUGAGAAGAGGUCAGCCGCGGCUGAGCAUCGAGUCAUCGGCAUGGCCAUCGAUGCAGCGCUCGAAGAGGGUGACUUCGAGACGGCAUACUCUUACGUCGUCAACCGCCUGACACCAACCGCGACACCGACACCAGCAGCCUCAACGUUAUCACAGCGCUUCUCAUUUGACUCCAACGCCCCAGAAAAGCAGACUGAUGACACAGACGACGUCGCCUGGCGCGCAGCUCUCCGCGCCGGCCGUUACCAGCCCUCCCUAUCCGCAUCCAGCACUUGGUCCCACGGCGCAACCGCACGCCCCGACCUCCGCCGCCUGGAGCAGCGCAUGGAACUCCUCUCCCAGGCGCUCCUCCUCGCCCCGCCCCCGCACCUCGAAGAAGUCCUAAACGUCUGGCAGCAAUGCGAGACCGAGAUGACGGACCUCCUCGCCCAAGAAUCCGAAGCCGAGGAGCGCUUCAACGACGCCGCCGACCGCAAGCUCCCUGGCGCCUUCGACACCGGCUCGCUCCCCACCGUGCAGCCCCGCCGCGAAGUCGGCCGCGGCGCCGUCGAGGAGUCGCCCAUGGGCCUGUUCGACGUCGCGCGCGGCGCUGCCGCCGCGUUCUCCAAGAGCGCGUUUCCGCUGCGCAGCAACACGCAGUCCUCGUCGCGGCCCGAGUCGCGCGAUGCCGUGCGCGCGAGUAUGGAUCUCAGUGACUCGGAUAGCAUGCACGCGCACGACGAGCGGGUGAGGAAGAGGGAUCUGCUAGCGAAUACGGCGACGGGGGCGCUGCAGUCUGGGCUCGGGUGGAUGCUGGGUGCUAAACCGGUCAACGACCAGAGUCGAUGA